UCUGUCCGAACGCCCACCGUGUGUCCAGAACACAGCCCAUGAGGUACGGACUUUGAUCCUGGAGCUAAAACAUCAUGGAGUUCGACUUGAACAUACUGAAGCUCUUCCACGCGAUCCUGGCGCUCCUCGCCGUCCCAGCAUGCUUUGGGCUUCCAUCGGUCUUCCUCAGUAAGUCCGAGGCGAGCCGGGCGUUGACGCAUCGAGUCCGACGAGCAAACUCCUUCCUGGAGGAGCUGAAGCUGGGCAAUCUGGAGAGAGAGUGUCUCGAGGAGAUCUGCUCUUAUGAGGAGGCCAAGGAGAUCUUCACCCUCCCUGAACAACUGGAAGAUUUCUGGAGGAGAUACACAGAGGUGGAUCACUGUGAGUCGGGACCGUGUCGGAACGGAGCCAUGUGCGUGGAUCAGAUCGACACAUACAUCUGCAUCUGUCCGGUGAACUUCGAGGGGAGAAACUGUGACAAAGAAAUAUUUCCACCCACUUCUUACGGAUGUUUGUACAGGAACGGUGGCUGCGAGCACUUCUGUGUAGAAAUCAGCGUUUCGACUCAUCGCUGUGAUUGUGCUCCUGGAUACACACUACACACAGACAACAGCAGCUGUGUGCCGCAGGAUGAUUUCCCGUGUGGAAGGCUGGUGUACAAGGGCGUUGGUCCGAGGAUAGUGAAGGGUGACGUGUGUCCCAAAGGACAGUGUCCGUGGCAGGCUUUACUAGAGCAUGAUAAACAGUAUAAAUGCGGUGCCAUCAUUCUAGACUCCCAGUGGAUUCUCACCGCAGCUCACUGCAUUUGGGAGAAGGAUCCAAACCUUUUACAAGUAACAGUUGGUGAACACAUCCGUGAGAAAGACGAAGGAACUGAACAGACGAGGAAAGUGUCUAAAGUCUUCAUCCACCCGCGGUACAACCACUCCAGCGCCGACAGCGACAUCGCUCUGCUGCGUCUGCUCAGCCCCGUCAGGCUGGACGCCUUCGCCCUUCCCGUCUGCCUUCCUCCCGUUAACGGCACCUUCGGGCGCACCAUCGGAGCCAUUCGCAUGUCCACGGUCAGUGGGUGGGGUCGCCUGGCGCAGUCCGGUCCGCCGUCACCGGUGCUUCAGCGGCUGGAGGUGCCCAGGGUCUCUUUAGACGAGUGCAAGGCUAAGUCGGGUCUGAAGGUGACCAGGAACAUGCUGUGUGCCGGCUUCAUCGAGGGCGGCCGGGACUCCUGUCAGGGGGACAGCGGAGGGCCACUGGUCACCCGCUACAAGAACACGUGGUUUCUGACGGGGAUCGUGAGCUGGGGCAAGGGCUGCGCUCGUUCAGACGUCUACGGCAUCUACACACGCGUGUCUGUGUUUGUGGACUGGAUCAUGAAGACUGUAGCUGCCGCAUGAAGUCAAGAGUUCCUCAAUGAAGGGUGACCACACGUGCCAUUUUUCUAUAUUGCCUAAAAUAUCUCAGUUUUGCCUUUUUUCGCUUGUGCAGACCAUUCUGUGUUUCACAUCAGAAUAUUAUGUACAAUGCUCGCAUGAUCAUUACCUUCAGGAAGCAUGAAUACAGGAAAACAAAACCAAAACAAAUCCUGGCAAGGACGUGUAUGGGGAAAAUCACAUGUAUGGUCACCCUAAUGAAUGUUGUUAAAGGUGAAGUGUGUUAAAGACUUAAAGACUUAAACGAGUCGUUCAAACCAAACAAUCUUUCAGUCAUUUGUCCUGAAGACAGACACUGUAUCCACUGCAGACUAGAUAGCAGUCCUUGUGAUCUCUAUUGGUUUUUGACACAACUCGAUUCAGCGACUGACACUUUGACGACAUUGAACCGUUUGAUCAGCUCGUCAUGUCAAGCCAAUCACGUGAGUUUGAGCUGGAUUUAUAAUUUUCACCAUAUAGCAUUGAUGAGGAAACACAGGCACCGAAAAAUCUGGUUAUUUUUGCAAUUCAGUUUGAUGCACACUUCACCUUUAAAGAUGCAUAAAGGCAGAUGUGAGUAUAAUAAUGAUGGCAGAACAUGAUGAUAUUUAUGCCACAUAUCACUGGAAAAUGCACAUAUAUUAAGAGAAAUAAACUCUUUGAAAUGCU
Messenger RNA from Puntigrus tetrazona (Sumatra barb), 2054 nucleotides. It is a transcript of the gene f7l, whose product is annotated as coagulation factor VII, like. Gene Ontology annotation, cellular component: extracellular region. The coding region runs from base 75 to 1370 and encodes 431 amino acids. NCBI's taxonomy places the organism in Eukaryota, Metazoa, Chordata, Actinopteri, Cypriniformes, Cyprinidae. Gene Ontology annotation, molecular function: serine-type endopeptidase activity; calcium ion binding. The record is from RefSeq and is a predicted model, not a curated record. The transcript has 8 exons. Gene Ontology annotation, biological process: proteolysis; blood coagulation.